Messenger RNA from Struthio camelus australis, 775 nucleotides. NCBI's taxonomy places the organism in Eukaryota, Metazoa, Chordata, Aves, Struthioniformes, Struthionidae. The record is from RefSeq and is a predicted model, not a curated record.
GCAUUGCGCCACCCGUCCGCAUCGAGUCCUCGGCGUCCUCUGUCACCGAGGGACAGACCCUGGACCUUAACUGCGUGGUGGCCGGCCAAGACCAGGCCACGGUGACAUGGUACAAGCGUGGUGGCUCCCUGCCGGCCAAGCACCAGGCCUGCAGAGCCCCAUCAUCUCCAUCGACCCGCACAGCAUGGCCGUGGCCCAGGGCGAGGACGCGACCUUCAAGUGCCGCAUCCACGAUGGCGCCCGGCCCAUCAACGUCACCUGGCGCAUGGGGCCUGGCCAGCACCUCCAAGACAACGUCAAAAUCAGCCCCAAUGGCUCGGUGAUCUCCAUCACCGGUGCCCAUGCCGGCAACCAGGGCGCCUACCAUUGCGUGGCCUCCAACCGCUUCGGCAUCGCCAGCAGCGUGGUCAACCUCCUGGUGCAAGGUAUCCCCACAGUCUCGGUGAUGCCGCCAGGUCCCGUGACGGUGAAGGAGGGCAAGUCCAUCAGCCUGGAGUGCCUGGGCCGGGGCGAGCCACGGCCGCUGGUGCGCUGGAGCCGGUUGGGCUCACGGCAGAAGGUGGAGCACCAAACGCUGCUGCACAUGGAGAGCCAGGCCGUGCUGCAGCUCACGCCGGCGAAAGCCGAGCAUGCCGGCACCUACGUGUCAUCCCUCCUUCCAUCCAUUCCUCCAUCCCUCCUUCCAUCCAUCCCUCCAUCCCUCUUUCUAUUUGUUCUUCCAUGCUUCCUUCCAUCCAUCCCUCCUUUCAUCUACCCUCACUACUUUGUCCCUUGA